Molecule: messenger RNA, 276 nt
Organism: Penicillium soppii
Lineage: Eukaryota; Fungi; Ascomycota; Eurotiomycetes; Eurotiales; Aspergillaceae
Exons: 1
Coding region: 1-276 (91 amino acids)
Source: RefSeq, a predicted model, not a curated record
AUGGCAGGACACAAAGAAACUGAGGAAUUAAGGGGAAUAAGUGUUGACCAUGCCACCAGUGAAUAUCGUGCCAGCGGGGUUGAUGAAAGCAAAAAUACUCUUACGCGAGAGCAGGGGAUGACCAGUGCCAGCCUCAAGGCAAAUUUUGCUGUCAACAACACCAACGAUUGCGGUGACAUCGCCGGCUGCACCACGCGCGAUAGCAUAGCAAAUGGUGUUAAUCUGAAAGUUUCUCAGGCCCUGGCCUCGCUCAUUGAAAGCUGUAAUUGCUCUUGA